CCAGGCAAGCAGGCAGCAGCUUUGAGUCAAGACCCCGCGGCUGUCUCCAGCAUGGCCAGCGAGUUCAAGAAGAAGCUCUUCUGGAGGGCAGUGGUGGCCGAGUUCCUGGCCAUGACCCUCUUCAUCUUCAUCAGCAUCGGGUCCGCCCUGGGCGUCAACUACCAGGUGGUGGGCAACCACACCAUAGCCCCCACCCAGGACAUCGUGAAGGUGUCGCUGGCCUUCGGGCUGAGCAUCGCCACGCUGGCCCAGAGCGUGGGCCACAUCAGCGGGGCCCACCUCAACCCGGCCGUCACACUGGGCCUGCUGCUCAGCUGCCAGAUCAGCAUCCUCCGGGCUGUCAUGUACAUCAUCGCUCAGUGCGUGGGCGCCAUCGUCGCCACCGCCAUCCUCUCGGGCAUCACCUCCUCGCUGAACCCCAACUCUCUUGGCCUCAAUACGCUGGCGAGUGGAGUGAACCCAGGCCAAGGCCUGGGCAUCGAGAUCAUUGGCACGCUGCAGCUGGUGCUGUGUGUGCUGGCCACCACUGACCGCCGUCGCCGCGACCUUGGAGGCUCCGGGCCCCUGGCCAUCGGCCUCUCGGUGGCACUAGGGCACCUGCUGGCGAUUGACUACACCGGCUGUGGAAUCAACCCCGCUCGCUCCUUCGGCUCUGCGGUGAUCACCAACAACUUCAUUGAUCACUGGAUCUUCUGGGUGGGGCCGUUCAUCGGGGCCGGCCUGGCCGUACUGAUUUACGACUUCAUCCUGGCCCCGCGCAGCAGUGACCUCAUGGACCGCGUCAAGGGCCAAUGCAGUUGGACCACCUGUGACUCAAGCCAUGCUAGGAAGGAGAGCCAGGAGACGCAAUUGACCAGGAAGCCCUUAACAGGCACCAACACAGCAUGACAGCUGCACACGCCUCUCCACUACACAGCAAGGGCGAGUAGCCCCCUUAACAGAUAAGGAAACUGAGGCUCAAGGUUCUACAGCUAGAUAAGGAUGCAGCCUGGUCUAGCGGCCAAGACCAUGCCUGGCUACUCGCUGGACUGUGAAAUGGACGAGACUCCUUCCCAGCUUCUAGGUUUCUGCUUCGGCAAGGACCAAGGCCAGAAGGAGGGGACAGGGUGUGAAAACCGCUCUCUGCCUGGUUCUGCCCGCUGCGGGCAGGAUCCUGCAUCUGUCUGCUCUGCAUAUAUGUCUCUCUGGAAUUGAAAUUUCAUUCUCUGAUAAGGAAAUAAAGGAAAAUGACUUGUAAGGUC
Echinops telfairi (small Madagascar hedgehog) is the source of this 1241-nucleotide messenger RNA. RefSeq names its product aquaporin 1 (Colton blood group) (gene AQP1). Gene Ontology annotation, cellular component: membrane. The coding region runs from base 52 to 888 and encodes 278 amino acids. The transcript has 5 exons. Lineage: Eukaryota; Metazoa; Chordata; Mammalia; Afrosoricida; Tenrecidae. Gene Ontology annotation, molecular function: water channel activity; glycerol transmembrane transporter activity; carbon dioxide transmembrane transporter activity. The record is from RefSeq and is a predicted model, not a curated record. Gene Ontology annotation, biological process: carbon dioxide transmembrane transport; hyperosmotic response; renal water transport.